AUGUAUGUGAGAAGAACUCCUGAUUUACACAGUGAGGUAGGGGUGAGGAUAAACAAGACUUUUCAAACCCUUGUUCAUGAUGUUGGUGAACAUGAUAAUUUGACAUUUGUAGAAAAGGAUGUGAGAAACUACAUUAACAAGGAAAGACACUUUCGCAUAAGAAAUAUAUUUUGGGCAAAUGCUACAAGUCGAGCUGCAUAUGAAUUUUUUGGAGAUAUCGUUAGUUUUGAUACAACUGACUUAACCAAUAAGUAUGACAUGCCCUUUGCUGCUUUUGUUGGUGUAAAUCACCAUGAAAAACUGAAGGGAUAUGGUCAAUAUAAACAAAUUAAAUCAGCAAUGAAAGAUGUUGUUUAUGAUAGUUUAAUGAAGGAUGAUUUUGAAGAGAAAUGGUAUUCUUUCUUGAAGAAGUUUGAUGUUCAACAAAAUGAAUGGUUGUGUGGAUUAUUCAAUGACCAACAUAGAUGGGUGCUAAUAUAUUUAAAACAAGAUUUUUGGGCUGAACUAUUAGCCACACAAAGAAGUGAGAGCGUACACGCCUUUUUUGAUGAAUAUCUGAACUCGAAGACAAGCCUACAACAGUUUGUGAAGCAAUAUGACAAUGCAUUAAGGAGCAAGGUGGAGAAGGAAGUGAAACCUGACUUUCGCACAAUGAACACGAUAAUUCAGUGUGGGUCAAACUCCCUUAUUGAGAGACAAUUUCAAGCUGAGUAUACAAAUGCCAAGUUUGCUGCAGUUCAAGCAGAAUUUAGAGGUAAAAUGAACUAUGCUACACCAAUAAAAUUUGAGGUUGGAACUAUCAUUUCAUACAAUGUGUGUGAGGAUUUUAUAUUUUGUAAUCAGAUGAAAGAAGCCAAGUUUGAGGUUAUUUUUAAUAGGAGAAGUAAGGACAUUAGUUGUCAGUGCUUGCUAUUUGAAUUCAGAGGUAUAAUGUGCAAACAUUCUCUUUCGGUGCUUGGAAUUAAAAGAGUUAAGCAAGUACCUUCUAAGUAUAUUCUCAGUAGAUGGAGCAAGAAUAUUAAAAGAAGACAUUCAUACAUCAAGGUGAGCUAUGAUAAAGUUGAAUUGAAGCCAAUGAAUGAGAGGUAUGAUAAUCUGUCUAAGCAUUUCUAUAAUGUGGCUGAAAUGGUUGCAAAUUCUGAGGAAGAAUCGUUGGGUGAAACUGUUGCUGAGCAGUGUGAAAGUAACUUAUGCAUUCAGUCAUCAGUUAAGGUUGUUGUACAGGAUUUAGGUCAGACAGAUUUAUCCAUCCACAUGGAUACAAUCAAACCCCAUGAUAGUCUUCAACAUAGUGUUGAAAAACAAAUUCAGAAUUAA
This is a messenger RNA of Abrus precatorius (Indian licorice), 1317 nucleotides long. Its product is annotated as protein FAR-RED ELONGATED HYPOCOTYL 3-like. Gene Ontology annotation, biological process: regulation of DNA-templated transcription. The coding region runs from base 1 to 1317 and encodes 438 amino acids. The record is from RefSeq and is a predicted model, not a curated record. NCBI's taxonomy places the organism in Eukaryota, Viridiplantae, Streptophyta, Magnoliopsida, Fabales, Fabaceae. The transcript has 5 exons. Gene Ontology annotation, molecular function: zinc ion binding.